Stegostoma tigrinum is the source of this 153-nucleotide messenger RNA. RefSeq lists its product as uncharacterized. The annotation marks the transcript as partial. NCBI's taxonomy places the organism in Eukaryota, Metazoa, Chordata, Chondrichthyes, Orectolobiformes, Stegostomatidae. The record is from RefSeq and is a predicted model, not a curated record. The transcript is spliced from 3 exons.
GAGAGGGAGAGCGAGAGGGAGAGCGAGAGGGAGAGCGAGAGAGAGAGCGAGCGAGCGCGAGAGAGAGCGAGCGCGAGAGAGAGCGAGCGCGAGAGAGACGCGAGAGAGAGAGAGCGCGAGAGAGAGCGAGCGCGAGAGAGAGCGCGCGAGAGA